This is a messenger RNA of Lepus europaeus (European hare), 537 nucleotides long. RefSeq names its product stum, mechanosensory transduction mediator homolog (gene STUM). The transcript has 4 exons. NCBI's taxonomy places the organism in Eukaryota, Metazoa, Chordata, Mammalia, Lagomorpha, Leporidae. The record is from RefSeq and is a predicted model, not a curated record. Bases 1 to 426 code for a protein of 141 amino acids.
AUGGAACCCUCGCACAAAGACCCCGAGACGGCGGCGGCGGCGGCGGCGGUGGCGGCGGCAGACCCCCGGGGGGCGUCCUCGUCCAGCGGGGUGGUGGUACAAGUCCGCGAGAAGAAGGGCCCCCUGCGCGCCGCCAUCCCCUACAUGCCCUUCCCCGUGGCCGUCAUCUGCCUCUUCCUCAACACUUUCGUGCCGGGACUGGGGACAUUCGUCUCAGCUUUCACCGUGCUGUGUGGGGCCCGCACCGACCUCCCAGACAGGCACGUGUGCUGCGUCUUCUGGCUGAACAUCGCCGCAGCCCUCAUCCAGAUCCUCACGGCCAUCGUCAUGGUGGGCUGGAUCAUGAGCAUCUUCUGGGGCAUGGACAUGGUCAUCCUUGCCAUUUCCCAAGGCUACAAGGAGCAGGGCAUCCCACAGCAGCUGUGAGCCCACAGGAGCCAGCGGCAGAGUCCAGGGCCACAAAGACCUUUACAUGUUCUCUUCUGCUCUUCUCGGAUUUGGGGUGGAAAGGGGCUAUUUUAAAAAAUAUUAUUUAUU